CCCCGCCCUCAGCUCAUGCGUGCUCUGCGAUCCAUGCUUUUCAGUGUUAGAGCCUGGCUUUUCAGGCGUCCAGGUCCUCUGCGCCAUUGCAAGUUGCUGAGUGUCUGCACAGUUUGCAAGCUGGAAGUUGGCAGAAUGGCUGAGACCUGCAAAAUGAAAUACACAGUGUUGGACAGCCCUUUGGGGAAGAUCGAGCUGUGUGGCUGUGAACAAGGCCUGCAUGGGAUACGAUUCCUCAGCAGAAAGACCCCAAGCACUGACCCCACAGAGGCCCCAGCUAGUCCUGAGUUGCCAGAGUCCCUGGUACAGUGCACAGCCUGGCUGGAAGCCUAUUUCCAGGAACCUGCAGCCACGGAGAGGCUCCCCUUGCCUGCUCUCCAUCACCCUGUGUUCCAGCAAGAUUCAUUCACCAGACAGGUGUUAUGGAAGCUGCUGAAGGUUGUGAAAUUCGGAGAAAUGGUUUCUUACCAGCAAUUAGCAGCCCUGGCAGGCAACCCCAAAGCGGCUCGCGCAGUCGGAGGAGCAAUGAGAAACAAUCCUGUCCCCAUCCUCAUCCCCUGCCACAGGGUGAUCUGCAGUGAUGGCAGCAUUGGUAAUUACUCUGGAGGAGGGCAGGCUGUGAAGGAGUGGCUUCUGUCCCACGAGGGCAUCCCAAUUCAGCAGCCAUCCUGCAAGGACUUGGGUCUGACUGGGACCCGACUCAAGCCAUCCCGUGUCUCCACCAGCUCCAAACCAUCUGGCUGAAAUUGAGUAACUGUUUGAGUGACACAUAGAUGUAACGCCGUGUCGGAAGCAAAUGUGUGGUGGUACCACUAUAUUAAAAGAGCUGGAUGUGUCCUGGGGGACUCAA
Messenger RNA from Phodopus roborovskii (desert hamster), 850 nucleotides. RefSeq names its product O-6-methylguanine-DNA methyltransferase (gene Mgmt). The transcript has 5 exons. Gene Ontology annotation, cellular component: nucleus. Bases 16 to 744 code for a protein of 242 amino acids. Lineage: Eukaryota; Metazoa; Chordata; Mammalia; Rodentia; Cricetidae. Gene Ontology annotation, molecular function: methylated-DNA-[protein]-cysteine S-methyltransferase activity. Gene Ontology annotation, biological process: DNA repair. The record is from RefSeq and is a predicted model, not a curated record.